Molecule: messenger RNA, 722 nt
Organism: Plectropomus leopardus (leopard coralgrouper)
Lineage: Eukaryota; Metazoa; Chordata; Actinopteri; Perciformes; Serranidae
Product: achaete-scute homolog 4
Biological process (GO): regulation of transcription by RNA polymerase II; developmental process
Molecular function (GO): RNA polymerase II transcription regulatory region sequence-specific DNA binding; protein dimerization activity; DNA-binding transcription factor activity, RNA polymerase II-specific
Source: RefSeq, a predicted model, not a curated record
ACACAGACUGACAAAGUCCCAAUCGAGAACUGUCCACUUACAAAAUAUCACAAUCUAGAUUUUAGAUCCCAUCAGUAAAGAUAUUUUAAAGGAAACUUGCCGAAAACAAGAUGACUGUGAGGAGACUCUGACAGAAAAUGUCAUAUAGUAGCAAGGAAUUAAUGGAGCAUAUUCCAUAUGUUCCUCCACUGGCUCUCCACGGCCUUUCCAUGGAAAACAGCGGCGCGCACUACAAGGAUGCGCUCAGACUCGGACUGCCCUUCCACCUGGACGCUGCUUACCUGGACCCUGUGCACGGCCAGAGGUUACCUUUCAGACAACUAUCCUAUUUCCCCUUUCACAUCCCGCUCGGUGUGUGUGAUUACUCCUUCGAGCCUGCGUUCAUCCGGAAAAGGAACGAGAGGGAGCGGCACCGAGUGCGCUGCGUAAACGAAGGUUACGCGCGGCUCAGGGAGCAUCUGCCGCAGGAGUUUGAGGACAAACGGCUCAGUAAGGUGGAGACACUGCGAGCGGCUAUUGACUAUAUCAAACACCUGCAGAGCAUGUUGGAUUUAAACGUGUCCGGGAUGGACAGGUCGCUUGGAGACGCGCGUAACCGUGCGGCGCCGCCGCAGAGGAGAGACAGUGAUGGAGAAUCCAAAACUGGCCUCAGCGACAGCGGGGAAAUAGUUUACUAACUCUCACCCUCGAGUUAUGCCCUGCUGUAAAUACAUGAAAUUGUA